Molecule: messenger RNA, 195 nt
Organism: Penicillium coprophilum
Lineage: Eukaryota; Fungi; Ascomycota; Eurotiomycetes; Eurotiales; Aspergillaceae
Exons: 2
Coding region: 1-195 (64 amino acids)
Source: RefSeq, a predicted model, not a curated record
AUGGGUGCCGUCGUCUCUUGCAUCCAAAGCGUCUUCCGCGCCAUCGGUAGCUGCCUCAUGGCCAUUGUUAAUGCCAUCGGCUCCGUCUGCCAUGCCAUCAUCAGUGGUGUGGUCACAGUGAUCGAUGCUAUCAUCUCCUGUCUGACCUGCGGCUCCUGUGGAAAACGUAGGCGUGGGCGUCGAUCAGCAGUCUGA